This is a messenger RNA of Penicillium robsamsonii, 4368 nucleotides long. RefSeq lists its product as uncharacterized. Gene Ontology annotation, biological process: transmembrane transport. The coding region runs from base 1 to 4368 and encodes 1455 amino acids. Lineage: Eukaryota; Fungi; Ascomycota; Eurotiomycetes; Eurotiales; Aspergillaceae. Gene Ontology annotation, molecular function: ATP binding; ABC-type transporter activity; ATP hydrolysis activity. Gene Ontology annotation, cellular component: membrane. The record is from RefSeq and is a predicted model, not a curated record. The transcript has 8 exons.
AUGCCCUUCUAUUCCCAAAAUGCCUCGCUGUUCGAGCAAAACAGCGAGCAGUUUGACUUCAACGUGGACUUUGAGCAGGUGUUUUUCUCCAUCAUCCCCUCUGCUUUCUUCAUAGUACUCGCAGCAUGGAGAAUCGUCUCGCUUGCUCGGAGGCCCAUCAUCGUCAAUGCUUCCGUCUUUCGACUUGUGAAAGUGGGUGCCAUAACAGCGUAUGCCGUGCUGCAAAUUGCGCUCGUCAUCCUAGCCGCUGCAGGUCACUUUCAGGCCACAGUCAUGUUCAUAGCGACCUCGGUCCUUAAGCUGCUGGCGGCUUUUGUCAUGUUACCUCUAAGUGCUUUUGAGCACACUCGAGCCCCACGGCCGUCUAUGCUGCUGAUGGGCUAUUUGCUCCUGACACUUCUUCUCGACGCAGCCCAGUCGAGGACGCUCUACCUCUCAUCCACUGUGUCUAUGGAGCGCGCCUAUAGCAACCUCUUUACUGCUGCUGUGGCUGUCAAAGUUGUCAUGCUGCUGCUAGAAUCCCAGCAAAAGUCCAGAUGGAUUCACGCUCAAUGGGACAAAAAGGAACAUAGCCCAGAGGAAACAAGUGGGAUCCUGUCCCUUGGUGUCUUCUUCUGGCUCAACCGCUUAUUCCUGUCUGGAUACAGCAAAAUUUUGUCCGUCAAUGAUCUGUAUCCCCUGGACGGCGCCAUGGACCCGACGAGACUCCACGAGAAAUUCUCUCGACAUCUAGACAUGGCCAAGAUCAAGGGCGACAAGUUUGGUCUUACUAAGGUUCUCAUGCGUACGCUUAUAGGACCACUUCUCCUCCCUGUUAUCCCCCGUUUGGCUCUCUUCGGCUUUUCGUUUGCCCAGCCACUUUUUAUCGAGGGGCUCCUCGACUAUCUCUCGCAGGAUAAGCUUAACCCUAACGUUGGCUACGGUUUUAUUGGCGCCAGCUUUUUCAUCUACUCUGGAAUUACCAUUAGCUGGGCCUUCUACCGGUACUAUCAUCAUCGUACGCGCACUAUGCUAAGAUCUAUCCUUGUCACUGAGACCUUUAUCACGGCUACAAAAGCUAGCAUCGGAGCCGACGAUAGCGCUGCGCUGACCCUAAUGAGCACCGAUAUCGAGCGAAUCCAAAUAGGCUUCCGACAACUACAUGAUAUCUGGGCAAGUUUGAUCCAGGUAGCGCUAUGUGCUUGGAUGUUAAAUAGCAGACUCGGCGUUGUAUUUGUCGUUCCUAUUAUCGUCGUGGUCCUCUGCUUCCUUGGGCUUGUUAUUCUUAUGAAUUUCAUCGGAACGGCGCAGAGGAGAUGGAUGUCCUUAGUACAGAAACGUGUUGGUCUAACGGCUACUGUCAUUGCUAGCAUGAAGAACCUGAAGAUAUCCGGUCUUUCUUCGUCUAUGAGCACAUUUGUGCAUAACCUCCGCGUCGAGGAGCUUACGGCGGGAGUUCGAUACCGCCAAAUCUACAUCGGGGCCGCGCUACUUGGCUUCAUUCCGCUUCUCAUCAGCCCGGCCCUAACGUUUGCAUUUACACAGAAUGGACAUCAGCUAGACUCGUCGAAGGUAUUCACAAGUCUCUCUUUCCUCGCCCUUAUGACACAGCCUCUAUCGCAGAUUUUCCAGGCAAUUCCGGAAGUCAUCUCCGGUCUAGCCUGCAUUGGCCGAAUCCAGGCUUUUCUAGAGUGCGAGACUCGGGAAGACUUCCGCAAAGUUGUGGCCUCCUUCGAGAAAAGCUCCGAAAAGGAGUCGAUAAACCGCCAGCCAUCAUCCGAGUUCGAAGUGAUCAUCGAGAAUGGAAACUUCGGCUGGGAACAAAACAAAUUCGUUUUGGAAGACAUCAAUGCUAAGAUACCAAAGUCUUCGCUUACCCUUGUUGUCGGACCCAUUGGCUCGGGCAAGUCUACGCUUUGCAAGGCCUUACUUGGAGAGAUUCCUUUUCAUCAAGGCAGAGUCACGCUACAGGCAAGGGAUUCGGUCGGGUUCUGCGACCAGAUUGCGUUUAUGUUAAAUGGAACCAUUAAGGAAAACAUUAUCGGCUUCUCUCCGGUGAACGAGGGUAGAUAUGCUCAGGUCGUCGAGGCAACAGCUCUCGCCUUUGACUUUAACACCCUACCACAAGGCGAUGAGACAAACGUGGGUUCCGACGGCAUCUCCCUAUCUGGAGGUCAGAAGAAGCGCAUUUCCCUAGCACGCGCCCUAUACCUACAGACUAACUUCCUUAUACUCGAUGACGUCUUUAGCGGCUUGGAUGCGGAAACCGAGGAGCAAGUCUUCCGUAAAGUCUUUGGACCAGAAGGACUGUUGAAACGCCGCCAAACCACCGUAUUACUCUGCACGCACAGCGUUCGACAUCUACAGGCAGCAGACUACGUUAUCGCCCUUAAGGGCGGUAACAUUAGCGAGCAGGGCACAUUUAACGCACUGAUGGCUGGUGAUGGCUACGUCAGCCGUCUGGGUUUGAAGAUCCUAGAAAGCCAGGCGACCUCGGAGGAAGUGAGCGUCGAAGAUAGCGCACAGGAAUCUUCGUCGCCAGUGGAUGACAUAAAAGCGGCCAAGCUUACCGUUGCCCCUAAUAUGGACGCGUCACGGCAAGUCGGAGAUGGCACCGUCUAUAAGCAGUAUAUGAAAAGCAUGGGAUGGCUGCUCGCAGGGUCUGCAGUCUUUUUUGCUGUGCUCUGGGGCUUUUUCUUGAACUUUUCCACCAUCUGGCUCACGUACUGGGUUAACGACGUAAAAUCACAACACCCAGCGCACUUAUUCGCUUACUGGGCCGGAAUCUACGCGCUUUUCCAGGUCGGUGCAUUGAUCUCGCUAUUCCUCCUUGGCACCUCCAUUUGGAUCGUCUCCAUCAAACGCGCAGGCGCAAACCUACAUGAGGACAUUUUGAACACGCUAUUCCGAGCACCACUCCGCUUCUUCACUGAAACCGACAUCGGCAUCACAACAAACUUGUUUUCACAAGAUUUGAAUCUCAUUGACACGGAGCUGCCAGAUGCCACCGUGAGCACACUGUUCUCGAUCACACAAGUCGUUGGGCAAAUGGCUGUUAUGCUCACGUCGUCUCCCUACCUGGCUGUCGCCUUCCCGUUCCUAGCCGCCCUGCUGUACGUGCUGCAAAAGUUUUACCUGCGCACCUCGAGGCAACUUCGACUGCUUGACCUAGAAGCCAAGAGCCCGCUAUACACGCACUUUCUUGACAUUGUUAAAGGCAUCACAACGUUGCGGGCAUUCGGCUUUAUCCACAAAGAUGUCCAGAAGAAUGCCCGCCUUCUCACCUCGAGCCAGCGACCUUCGUAUCUUCUUCUCAUGAUCCAGGAAUGGCUGAAUGUCGUUCUCGACGUGGUGGUCAUGUUGUUGGCAGUAGGGUUAACAACAUUUGCCGUGCGCUUCCAUUCUAACUCUGCUUUCGCCGGUGCCGCUCUCUACAGUCUUUUGAGUUUUGGCGAGAACCUGACCGGUAUUGUUCUAUUUUGGACUAAACUUGAAACCUCGCUUGGUGCAAUUGCUAGACUGAAGACAUUUAACGAGACCGUUAAGCCCGAAGACAGAGAUGAAGAGGAUACCAAGGCACCCGAACAGUGGCCCCAGCGUGGCGUGGUGGAAUUAAAAGGCGUUUCGGCAAAAUAUAACGCUGAAGAUCAGGACGACGCGGCCACAAGCCUCGCUCUCCGCGAUAUCCACCUUAGUAUUAACCCCGGAGAAAAGGUUGCUAUUUGUGGUCGUACCGGUAGCGGCAAAUCCAGCCUGGUCGCUCUACUUCUAAAGCUCCUCGAUCCAAUAUCCACCACGGCGGAAAAUAUCAUGAUUGACGACCUACCGCUCCAUCGGCUAGACCGAUCCGUUUUACGCCAGCGCAUCAUCGCAGUGCCACAAGAGGCGGUAUUCUUACCGGACGGAUCUACGGUUCAAAACAACCUUGAUGUUGCCGAGGAAGCCACCUCCGAGGAGUGUAAGGCCGUGCUUAAAUCCGUCGGCUUAUGGGACUUUGUCGAGGGACGUGGCGGUUUAGUCGUAGGAAUGAAUGCCUCAAGCUUUAGCGCUGGACAGCGGCAGCUACUCUCAUUUGGUCGAGCCCUUCUUAAACGCUCGGUUCGAGAGCGCAAGUUUGGGGCCGCCAGUCAGCUCGGCGGCAUCCUACUUCUGGACGAAGUGAGCUCAAGCGUGGAUCAAGAGACGGAACGCAUCAUGCAGGAGACUAUUAGGACCGAGUUCAGGAAUUACACAGUGAUUGCGGUGAGUCAUCGAUUGGAUAUGAUUAUGGACUUUGAUAGGGUGGUGGUUAUGGAUACUGGCGAGAUUGUGGAAGUGGGCAGGCCAGUCGUAUUGGCGCAAGAGGCUGGAACCAGGUUUGGGGAUCUGGUAAGAGCAGGAAACAAGUAG